Trichoderma virens Gv29-8 is the source of this 1002-nucleotide messenger RNA. RefSeq lists its product as uncharacterized. The coding region runs from base 1 to 1002 and encodes 333 amino acids. Lineage: Eukaryota; Fungi; Ascomycota; Sordariomycetes; Hypocreales; Hypocreaceae. The record is from RefSeq and is a predicted model, not a curated record. The transcript is spliced from 2 exons.
AUGACCUCUAUCUUAUUCCUCGGAGUGUCAGGGCAGAUUGGAGGAGCCUUCAUUACGGCUUUCCGCGAGAAAUAUCUUGAUAUCCCGGUUACAUUUUACCUCCGGAGCACUGAGUUGGAUAGUGUCCUGCACGACCUGGGAAAUACCACUAUCAUCCACGGAACCUUCGAUCAGCUUGAUGAAAUCGAGAGGUUGGCGUCGUCGCACCCCUUUGUCUUCAACUUUGCGGCUUCGAUGAAUGUUCCCGUCACGGAAGCAAUCAUCCGGGGCGUACGCACACGCAAGGUUCAGACAGGGGCUACCUCAGUCGUGUAUCAUCUCAGCGGGGCCGGCAACUUUGUCGACAACAGCAAGUCUGGAGACUAUAUACCUACGAACCAUCGCUUUGAUGACGCGAACCCAGAUGAUGUCCGUACUGUCAGUGCGGCCAAUUUGCCAAACGGUCCAUGUGACGAGCUGCUCUUUGCGGCCGCCUCAACAGGAGAGGCCAAGGUGUAUUUUGUUUGCCCGGGAGGAACUUACGGCCACAGCCAUCGCCAUGUUGGUAGAUCUGUUGGAUCAGCCUCAGCAUUUGCCCCUGGAAGAUGGGUAGAUUACAUGACGCAAAAUACGGAAGCUCUUGGCUUUGGAGCCUACGUGGGCAGCGGUACCUCCGUCUUUGGCGUUGUCCAUGUUGAUGACAUUGUCUCACUCGCGAUGCUCGUAUACCAAAAGAUUCUUGAUACUGUUGACAGUUACAAGCCCGAAGACGUCUACCAUUACUGGUACAAUGGUGUCUCCAGCGAGGAACCAAGCAAAAAAAUUGCCGCUGCCUUUGCCAAGCUUCAGGCCCGCCGUGGCAAGAUCACAUCGCCUGAAACCAAGUCCGUUGCGUAUGAGGAUGCAGGCUUUACGGCUAGAUAUAUUGCCGGCAACAUGCUUAUUGAGUGCAAUAACUCUAUAUCUCUAGGCUGGAGACCUCAAGGGCCAGAUUUGUAUACUACUCUGGAGCAACUUGAGUAA